Messenger RNA from Dreissena polymorpha, 1313 nucleotides. RefSeq lists its product as uncharacterized. The transcript has 3 exons. Gene Ontology annotation, cellular component: extracellular region. The record is from RefSeq and is a predicted model, not a curated record. Gene Ontology annotation, molecular function: chitin binding. Bases 133 to 921 code for a protein of 262 amino acids. NCBI's taxonomy places the organism in Eukaryota, Metazoa, Mollusca, Bivalvia, Myida, Dreissenidae.
CGGCGUUUGCAAAUCUCGAUCAAUCAAGCUGCAUCUCUCAAGCAUACCUAACGAAAUAGUGAUAUAGGGAUAAACGAGUUGAACAGGAAGACAUUUUAAUUUUACGAACUUUAAAUAAUUAUUAAAUUAACAAUGCCGUAUGAGUAUACGUGUAUCUCGGUAUUUCUGAGUGUGGCAGUGCUAAUAAGCGCGGCAUUCGCCAAUAAUCUGCAGUGCAACACGAAUGGCGACUACCAAAUCAUCCCUAAGGCAGACUGCAUGGGUUUCUACAUAUGCGUUUGGGGGUCGCCCGUCGAGAUGCCGCCUUGUCCCGCAGGCACCAGGUUCAGCGCAACCGUUAACGCAUGCGUUCACAAAGGCAGCGACUUAGACGACUGCAUUCCGGAUAGUGGAGUGACGGCGACUCCGGUGACAACUACCGGUCCGCUAUCUGUCGAAGAACGUUGCGCCAUGUUUGGCGGCAUCAUCGCCCACCCCACGGAGUGUCAGGCGUACUACAACUGCAGCGUGUGGUACCAGUACAUACCUCGUUUGCUGGAGCAACACAUGGUCGAGUGUCCAUACCCACAGCUCUUCAACGCGGAUUCGGAGCAGUGUGAACAUUUUGAAAACGUGACUUGUGGAUCUAGGAAAGAAUUUAAAGGCGCUUGCGACUACAGACAGAAUCAAUGUGCGGCAGCCCAUUGUAUUCCUUGCAAUGUCCGGUUCGGCAACUGCGUUGGAAAACUCGACGGCCUUGCCCCGCACGAAGCGAAGCUGUGGAGUCCUUUCUAUGUUGUCUGCUAUAAAGAACGCGCCGUUGAGCACAACAGAUGCCCACAAGACGCUGGCGGCCGGACGCAGUUAUUCCAUCCGGUAUUGAUUCAAUGUGUUCCUCUGGAGAUGAUCCCGCAAAAGUACGGAGGUUCGAUGCCCGCGUAAAACACAUACAUUACAUUCGGUGGAUAAAGUGAAAAACACGUUUCAAGUUUAUUUCUAAGAAACGCAAAUUUAAAACAAUAAUUUUCAUAAUAAGUAUAUACCCCGAAUAUCUUGUUUAAAGUUAUCUCUAUUUUUACAAUCAUUUUUAUAAAGAUUUAAAUAUAUAUACGAUCAUAACAUUUUCCUUCACAGCUAGUGUUUGAACUUAAAAUCGGCGUCAUAUUAAUAUGUCAUCAUAGCACAAAACUGCCCCCAUUAUUAUUCGUUUUAAUUUAAUUCCAUCUGUAUACCAUUUUAAAAAGCGCGUUGUGUAAGAAAGCGAUGUCAGAAAGAUGAAGUGUUGUUAUGUUUGCAUAUAUACAUACAUCUUGAUAAUAAACAAAAUAAAUAAA